Saccostrea cuccullata (small rock oyster) is the source of this 5319-nucleotide messenger RNA. RefSeq names its product tyrosine-protein kinase Src42A-like. The record is from RefSeq and is a predicted model, not a curated record. Lineage: Eukaryota; Metazoa; Mollusca; Bivalvia; Ostreida; Ostreidae. Gene Ontology annotation, biological process: cell surface receptor protein tyrosine kinase signaling pathway; protein phosphorylation; innate immune response. The coding region runs from base 328 to 1908 and encodes 526 amino acids. Gene Ontology annotation, molecular function: signaling receptor binding; non-membrane spanning protein tyrosine kinase activity; ATP binding. The transcript is spliced from 8 exons. Gene Ontology annotation, cellular component: extrinsic component of cytoplasmic side of plasma membrane.
GACUCAUUGUAUUCCUAAAUUAUCACCAUUCGUAUCAUUUUUUAUAACUUAUUGAUAUCUGAAUUUAGCCAAUAUCUUAAACGUUCCUGAUAUAAUGAAGAUACGGAUACAUGAUUAAGAGAUUCGAAGUGUAUCAACGAAAAACACUAAUUCGAGAGAGCCGGGAAUCGGCUGUACUAGUUUUACCCCAUGCUGCCUGUGCUCGACUCCAUGAUGUCGGAACUGAUGAUAAUUAGGCCUAGACAUAAUCCAAGUUUUAUUCAUUUGGAAUUAUUUUAUUUUCAUAUAUAGGAAAGAAGAUUGCUAUGUUUAUUUAACAUUGUUAACAUGGGGAACUGUUUAUGUCCAGAUAACUCCAAUCUUAAUAAUUCAGCUACCGAGCCUGCUUUGCAUACCCAGCCUCCCCAGCUGAAACCACCGGAGUCAAACGGGGCAGUUGUUUCUCUGAGUCAAGUGACAAUUACAACACCUCCACCAGCAUCUUCUCCUGUAGUAAAUCCGCUGACAGUUCUCCCACAGCCAGGUCCAACGCCAGACUCUAUUCAUAACACUGUCAAAACAUUUGUAGCUCUGUAUGAUUAUGAUGCUAGGACUGAUGAAGAUCUAAGUUUUCGGAAAGGGGAGCAUUUAGAAAUCAUAAAUGACACCCAGGGUGAUUGGUGGCUUGCAAGAUCAAGGACAACGAAAAAUGAAGGCUAUAUACCAUCCAAUUAUGUAGCCAAACUUAAGAGCUUAGAAUCUGAGCCAUGGUAUUUCGGAAAAAUUAAGCGAGUUGAAGCUGAAAAGAAAUUGUUAUCUCCAGAAAAUGAACAUGGGGCAUUCCUUAUCAGAGACAGUGAGAGCAGGCGCAAUGACUACUCAUUAUCUGUUCGAGAUGGAGACACUGUGAAGCACUAUAGAAUUCGACAAUUGGAUGAGGGAGGGUUUUUCAUAGCUCGACGGGUUACUUUCCGCACCCUAUCAGAGUUAGUAGAUCACUACAACCUAGAAGCAGAUGGUCUUUGUGUCAAUCUACGAAAGCCUUGCACACAGAUAGAAAAGCCUCAAACAAUUGGUUUAUCCUACAACACCAAAGACCAAUGGGAAAUUCCUAAAUCUUCCUUAAAAUUGCUGAGGAACAUUGGACAUGGUCAGUUUGGAGAGGUUUGGGAAGGUCUCUGGAAUAGCACCACCCCAGUGGCUAUCAAGACUCUCAAGCCAGGUACUAUGGAUCCAAAAGAUUUCCUGGCUGAGGCUCAGAUAAUGAAGAAGCUCAGGCAUCCAAAGCUGAUACAGCUAUAUGCAGUUUGUACACAAGAUGAGCCAAUUUACAUCAUUACAGAACUCAUGCGGCAUGGAAGCUUACUUGAAUUUUUACAAGGCAAAGGCAGAACUCUUAAGCUUCCACAAUUGAUAGACAUAGCAGCACAGAUUGCAAGUGGCAUGGCCUAUCUUGAAUCACAGAACUACAUUCACCGAGACUUAGCAGCUCGGAAUAUACUUGUAACAGACAAUAACACAGUCAAAAUAGCUGACUUUGGAUUAGCCAGAGUAAUAAAGGAGGAUGAAUAUGAAGCAAGGGUAGGAGCUCGCUUUCCCAUUAAGUGGACUGCACCUGAAGCCGCCAACUACAACAGAUUUACCAUCAAGUCAGAUGUUUGGUCAUUUGGAAUUCUCCUUACAGAAAUCGUUACAUAUGGAAGAAUACCAUAUCCAGGUAUGACAAAUGCAGAAGUCCUUCAUCAAGUUGAACAUGGAUACAGGAUGCCUUGCCCCCCAAAUUGUCCAAAGCCACUGUAUGAUAUAAUGCUGGAAUGCUGGAGGAAAGAAGAGAUGGAAAGACCUACAUUUGAAACCUUGCAGUGGAAAUUGGAAGAGUUUUUUACCAUGGAGGGGACAGAUUACAAGGAAGCGUCCAGUGUUAAAUAAAGUCCCACCUCUAAAUAGUCAUAUUUUGCCUAACGUUGUCUGUGUUCAUUGUAAUUACAUUAUUGGAAUAACUGGACUUUUCUUACAGAGAGAUGUUGUUAUCCACAAGGGAAGCGGACAGAAAAAUCCUACUUCAUAUUCGGCUUAUUAGUUUUAAUUAAUCUGUGUUUGAUGAAGCAAAGUAGUUAUCCACUUUGGUAAUGUAAGCCUAUUUUGAGGAGUGAGUUUUGUAUAACUUUGUUUUAUUAUCUAGUCAAAACUAAUUCUUUCAAGGGACAGCAAGUACUGACUGCAAUAUUUCUGUUACUUAUGAAAAGUUAACAGUGGAAAAGAUAGUUAAUAAUAAGCAAAUAUUAAACCUUAAAUGGCUUUUCAACUUCAACAUUUUGCAAAACAAUAUUUUAUAAGUUCACAUUAGCUGAAACCUCAAGUGAGCUUUCCUGAUCAUUUUUAUCUGGCAUACAACUGUCUGUCCCUCCUUCUGUCUGUCUGUUCAUCUGUAACUUUUGACUUUUUCAAAUUUUCUCCACCACUGGACCAAUUUUAAGCUAGCUCACCACAAAGCUUGUUCAAAAUUAUUCACUAAAGGGACAACAACCUCUUUCAGGGGAGGUAAUUGAGGUGAUAUUAAUACUUAGAUAAAUUGUUGAAUUACGGAAAAAAAUAAUAUUGUGUAUAUUCAAUGAAAUAUUCAAAUGAUAAUUUAUGAAUUAGCUGAGGAAGUCUCAAUAGACAAUUGCCCAUGUGAGAGCCACUUUUGGACAGAUCGCAGUUUCACUUUUCAAAGGUUCAACACAGCAUAACAAAAAAAGGUUGGGCUAUAAGUUAAAGUGCUUUUCUGUGAUUCUAGGGUAUAUGAUUUACUUUUGCUGGUGAAAUAUUAUUUAAUCUACUGAUAUUAGGGCCAUGGUGACUCAGAUGAGCAUAGUGACCAAUGAGACGCUUGAUGUUUUUUUUUAAUUUUAAAAAUAACAUUAUGGUGAUAAAUGCACUAAGUGCAAAGUACAUCAGUAUUUUUUAAACUUCAAUAUUUACAAUUUUAUGCCUCUUAUUGUUUUAGAAUUUGUUCUAAUUUUUACUCAAGUUGAUAGUUCAAGUGAGCUUUUCUUAUUAGGUAUUCCUGAUCAGAAAAACUCACUUGAACUAACAACUUUGUGGCCCAUGGGUGUCUUUAUAGUUCUUAUGGUACAUCAAUUUUACAUUUCUUGGAUAUACAAUUGUACAUAUUUUUAUUAAUAGUUUACAAGAAUAAAGGAAGACUGAGAUAUAUAUAAGUGGAUAGAAUAUUAUGUUUUCUUAUUAUACAUUAUUAUAUAUCUGAAUACCUAAAAAUAUCAAUGCAUAUCAAGUUAUGUAGCAUCUUUUUAGUCUUCUUCUGAUCAAAAUUUUUAGACUCUCAUUGUCAGCAUUUUCUCCAGAAUAGUAUGCAUUUUCAUCCAACUGCACAAUUUUUCUUUGUAUGAAGGGGAUUCAAGUUUUUUAAAUUUAGGUCAUGCUUCCUUCAAUGUGAGAUUAUCAAGGUGUAAAUUUAAAUGUGUUCAAUAAUGACCCCACUCCCUUGAAAAUUGGAUCACUUAGGACAGAAUGAGGCUGCAAUAAGGGAUGUAAGUUUCACAUUUUAAAGAAGAAUCAUUAAGAAUAGACAUUUUAAAAAUAGCGGGGCUAUGAGUGGGCCUAUUUAUGUGGAAGCAUCCUCAGCUAGUGCACAUAAGAGUUUGUUUUAAUUAUACCUCAGGGGAUAGGAUCGGGCUAUAAUAGAGGUUUAAAAAUUUCAGAGGAAUUUUUAAUGUGAUAACAGCAAGACCAUAAAGAUUUAGGUGAGCAUUGUUGCCCAUGGGCCUUUUGUUCUAUUAAGCCAGAGCAUAUUCAGAUUCAUCAUACAGAAAAUUGCAGACAGCUUAAAAACAUGUCACAGUUAUCAAAUAAUUGAUAUAUUUUCUUUUCUGUAUUUUUUUUUUUUUUUUGGCUUGUAGAAGAUUAUUUUAGGUUGUGAGAAUUUCAAGAUUUAGGUUGUAUGUAAACUUAUUUUAUUUUAAAAGUUGUGCCAAAACAAAUUAAAAGACAAAAGGAUGUGAAAUUUUGAAUAUCACAUUUGUUUGUUUGAAUACUACAUAAUGCUUACUGUACAAAAUGAUUUGCAUCUUAAAUUUUUUUUAUCAUUCUCCAUGAAAUACUUUGAAACAUAUGUAUGUGCAUUAUUAUAAAUAGUUAAACUGCUGUAUCUUGUGGUUCUCUGAAUGUAGAAGAAAGUAAUGUUUGUCCCAUUUAUAUGUAUUUUAAUGAUUGCUUUACAUAUUUACUUGCACAUAUAUAUAUGUAUUGUAUGUAUAGUUUCUAGCUCACCUGAGCCAAAGUCUGUUGGUUAUAGUCUAUCUUUGUCAUCUAACACUGGAAACUUCUCCAAUACCGUUGGGCAAUGACAGCCAAACGAGCCACAAAUAUGUUGAUGAAAGAAAGAUCAACACCCUCUUCCUAGGGGAGAUAAUUCAUAUUUUGUAAUAUCAUUCCUAGUCAAGACUAAGCUGACACGGAUCAAAAAUCUAGGAUUGCAUGGACACUACCAAGUUUACUUUGAUCCUGUAUCAUACCUACAUUUUCCAGAUGAAUGAUUAGAAUAACAUUUAUCAUACAGGCCUGUUUCCAAGUUAUUAUAUUAUAAGUUCUUCUAAAACCAAAUUUGCAUGGAUAUUAAUCUCAGAGUUCACACUAAUUUGAAAAUUUUGUCUCAGUAAAAGAUAUUUUAAAAUUACCAAGGACACAGCAUGUAUGUAAUGUAUUCAGGUUUGUUCAAAUUAUGGGUAAUAGUGAAAGUGGAGGUAGAUGGGUUAAUUUGGGUUCAUUUCAUCAAACCAGAGAUAAGAUGGGGCAGCAAUAUUUGGUGAAAUCUGCAUAAGGAUGAUUAUAACAGAAAGACUAGAAUAAGCUCAGUUUAAACAACAGCAGGUCAAAGAGCCAUCUUAUUAUCUAAGUAUCUUCAUGACUUAUAUAGUGUAAAAUCUGUUUUAAAUCAGUGUGUGGGUUAAAUUUUGACUGGUAUGGGCUCACAAAAAAGGGUCAUUUUUCCUGUUUGGUGAAGCAUUGAUUGAAGUAUGGCCCCUCAGGUAGGGUUUUGGCAUGUAGGGGGGACAUAUAAAAAUUAAGUAUUGUAAGUGCCUCAGGUGAGCUUUGUUGAACAUAGUCCUUAUAUUUUUUUCAAACUGCAGGUUGUAUCGUUAAUUGUUAGAUUAGUUUUCAUCCUCCAAAUAGUUGUACAUGUAUCUCUUUGCAUUACCAUUAUUUCUCUGAUUGUAGAGAACUAUGUACUAUGGAUAAUUUAUAUCACUUUCUGUGUCGUAAGAGUGCACUGUAUACUUGUCAGUACUUAUAAUUGUUGUGUGUAAUGUCUAAUAAAAAAAGCUAUUAAGUAGACAA